Messenger RNA from Anthostomella pinea, 1134 nucleotides. NCBI's taxonomy places the organism in Eukaryota, Fungi, Ascomycota, Sordariomycetes, Xylariales, Xylariaceae. The record is from the annotation of a GenBank genome assembly.
AUGGCUUCAACAACGGGAUGGGACCACAUAAUUGUCGGUGGUGGCCUCGCCGGCACCGUCCUCGCCAGCCGACUUAUCGAAGCCAGUCCCAAACUCCGCGUUCUUGUUCUGGAGGCAGGCCCCGAUGUCAGCCAUCGCAAAGACAUCCUCUAUUUCCAAUCCUUCAACUUCAUCGGCGGAGAGUUCGACUGGAACUACAAGUCUGUGCCCCAGAAAGCCUUCCCUAUUUCCAGCGGACUGAAGCUUGGUACAAAACCCCAAAAUUCCGAGGCCCAUGGCAGGGCUGGAAAGCUUCAUAUCGAAUCUCCCAUCUCGACGGGACGGGAUUAUCCUCUUGCUGGCCCGGUGAAGCAGUCAUGGGCAGCCCUCGGUGUCGAAGCACUGCGAGGGCUUGAUAUGAAUGCAGGGCAGAACCUUGGCCUUGGGGAACUGAAUGAAAACCGCCACAACGGGGCCCGCCAGAUCUCUAGUACCGUAUACCCCCUUGCGGGAGUCACUGUCGUUACGAACGUGCUUGUUGGAUCGAUCCUCAUUGACGAAGCAGAUAACGUUACUCCUCGGGCCACUGGAGUCCGCCUGGCCAAUGGUGACGAUUAUCACGGAACAGAAGUCAGCAUCUCCACUGGGGCAUACCGAACGCCCCAGCUCCUUAUGCUUUCCGGGAUUGGCCCACGUGACGUCCUCGAUCAGCACGGCAUCGAGACAAAGGUGGAAGCACCAGAAGUCGGCAAGAACUUCAAUGACCACGUGCUGCUGUGGCUGAACUGGCGCCUACGGAAUCCUGCCAACGGCGAUGCCCUUGGCUCCAGCCACCCCAGAUGGGGAGAAGCCCGAUUCGGGACGGGGAUGCCAGCCAGCUACGUCGUUUCCACAGACGUCCCAAAAGACGGGCUCAGAACAGCGAUCGAUCGGGAUGGGAACGCGGAUCGCGACCGGUAUCUUCUUGAAAAGCCGCAUGCCCUGAUGAGAACAUCGUCGUGGUACUACUUCGGUGUGCCGCCGCAGAAGCCCGACGGCACGCAUAUCUCGACUGCUCUCAUGGGCAUGAAGCCGACGUCGCGAGACACCAUCACUAUUGCAUCCAAGGACCCUGCCGACCUUCCGGUAAUCGACCCCAAUUACUUGACUCUUUAG